Messenger RNA from Anarrhichthys ocellatus (wolf-eel), 1518 nucleotides. RefSeq names its product dual specificity protein phosphatase 22-B-like. Gene Ontology annotation, molecular function: protein tyrosine phosphatase activity. The transcript has 7 exons. The record is from RefSeq and is a predicted model, not a curated record. Lineage: Eukaryota; Metazoa; Chordata; Actinopteri; Perciformes; Anarhichadidae. Gene Ontology annotation, biological process: signal transduction; protein dephosphorylation. Gene Ontology annotation, cellular component: cytosol. Bases 216 to 803 code for a protein of 195 amino acids.
GGGAGCGUGAGCUGUGGACGCGUCGAAGGCUUUAUGAUACCCUGGGUCAGCAGUGGUGGUUUGAAAAAUGAUGGGACGCAGUAACAGCUAGUGCUUGACCAGCGGAGCUAAACAAUUCUGGAGCACUAGGUGACACACAAAAUUGAAAACCUGGUGAAAACACCCCCACAUUGUGUCCUGAACUUGAUGGGAUUUUCUCACAACCUUUGGCUGACAUGGGUAAUGGGAUAAAUAAGAUCCUGCCCGAUCUGUAUCUCGGAAAUAUCAAAGAUGCGCGAGACAGGGAGCUGUUGGCGCAGCACAACAUCACCCACAUCUUGUCCAUCCAUGACACAGCUGCACCCAUCCUGGAGGACAUGACGUACCUGUGUAUAUCUGCUGCUGACCACUCGAAGCAAAACCUGAUUCAGUACUUCAGAGCCAGCAUCGUGUUUAUCCACGAGUCCCGACUGAAAGGAGAGGGCUGCCUCGUCCACUGUGUGGCAGGCGUGUCCCGCAGUGUGACUCUGGUGGUGGCUUACAUCAUGACGGUGACGGGUCACGGCUGGGUGGAGUCUCUGGCGAGGGUGAGGGCGGCCCGGCCGUGUGCGGGGCCCAACCUGGGCUUCCUCCGGCAGCUGGAGGAGUUUGAAAACACAGAACUGACCGAAUAUCAGGCCUGGUGGAAGGACCGGUACGGGAAGAACUCGUUGAACGAUGAUGAGGAGAUGGAAAACCUUUUAACUGGGAAAUCUAACAACAGCAGCAGCAGCGAUGGCAUAACAACCAGCAUCUCUCCUGCGCUGGGUGCAGGUGGCACCUGAAGAAAUGUCUUCUGGGAGUCUCGUCUUUCCUGGAGUCAAGCAGCUGAGGGAGUGACGGGCUUCUGCUCAGACCAUUAGACCCACGAAGACCAGACCAGCUGUUUGCCUUCGUCGUCGAUAAAUGCUCUGUAUCAAUAUGAUAACUUGAAUAUCGUGUUUGCAGGAUUGCUAAGGGGGUCAUGUGAGUGUGUAUGGGGGGGGGGAUUUUUUGAUGUCGUCAUCUCAGUCCCCCUCGUCAUGUCAUGUCCUUGCCUCUAACUGUCAAAACAACAUGCAAGGGCAGUCAAGCAUGACACCAAGGAAAUAUGUACAUACAGUCCGCAGUGUGAACUCACACAUUUAGCAGCGUUCACUCCCCAUUAGUUACAUUAUGCUGUGUCUUCUACUUGAAAUAUGAGUAGUCUAACACGUUCUGUGUGCAAGCUGAGUAAUACUGUGUCUUCCAGUGAAACAGUAUCAGAAGCAAUAUUUAUGUAUAUUUACUAAUCACAGUUUUAUUCCUUAAUUAAUGUUUUUUUGUUUUUGUUUGUAUUGUAAAAAAGCGUGUGGUCUAAAUAAGACUCUCAAUUAUGCCAUUAGAAGGAUUCACAGUCAAAGUUAAAUUUUGAUGGCAAGAGUUUGUGGAGUUAAUGAUUCACAACUACAUUUCUGCUCCAGAUUAUAAUAAUUUACACAUGUGAAUUUGCAUUUCAUUGAAUAAAAUCAUUAACAUGAA